Messenger RNA from Trematosphaeria pertusa, 428 nucleotides. RefSeq names its product cytochrome c oxidase, subunit VIb. The transcript has 4 exons. The record is from RefSeq and is a predicted model, not a curated record. Gene Ontology annotation, cellular component: mitochondrion; respiratory chain complex IV. The coding region runs from base 61 to 318 and encodes 85 amino acids. Lineage: Eukaryota; Fungi; Ascomycota; Dothideomycetes; Pleosporales; Trematosphaeriaceae.
CGCACCGCCAGCCAUUGAGCCCACACCAGCACCUGCCGCUCCAGAAUAACACCCGCAAUCAUGUCCGACGAGGAGGUUGAGACCAAGCCCUUCAAGUUCGUCACUGGCUUCGACGCCCGCUUCCCGAACCAGAACCAGACCAAGCACUGCUGGCAGAACUACGUCGACUACCACAAGUGCAUCCUUGCCAAGGGCGAGGACUUUGCCCCGUGCCGUCAGUUCUACCUGGCCUACCGAUCCCUCUGCCCGGGUGGCUGGAUUGAGCGAUGGGAUGACCAGCGUGAGAAGGGUAUUUUCCCCUGCAAGCUCGACCAGUAGACGAUCCGUCAUAUCAGCGUGCAAUUCUCAGGCCAUCGUUUCUUAGGCUGGCAACAGAUGGGUCUCACACCGGUACCAAUAUUAGAGCACCUGUACCAUAACGAACAAAG